AUGAUGCUCAACUCAUGCUCCUUUGGCGUCUUCCAGACCUACUACACCAACCAUCUUCCCAAUCCCGCAAGCCAGAUCAUCUGGAUCGGCUCCGUCCAGAUUGCCGCCUUGUUCUUCAUUGGUACCUUUGCCGGUCGUUUGACCGAUGCCGGAUACUUUCGCGCUACCUUUGCUGCAGGUUCCGUCUUGACCCUCCUCGGAGUCUUCAUGACUUCCCUCAGCGACACAUUCUGGCAACUUCUCCUCGCGCAAGGACUUUGCACCGGCCUGGGCAACGGUCUGAUGUUCACCCCUAGUCUGGCUGUCGUUUCGACAUACUUCAAGAGACGACGCGCAUUGGCUUUUGGCAUUGUCUCUACAGGAAGCCCCGUGGGCGGACUCAUCUUUCCUUCAAUGGCAAGACAGCUUCUCGGCAGGAUUGGGUUUGCUUGGACGGUCAGGGCGAUAGGCUUGGUGCAGCUGGUAACCUUGAUCAUGGCGAACUUGCUCCUCCGUCCAAGGCUACCACCAAGAAAGGCUGGUCCUUGGGUUGACUUUGCCUCCUUCAAAGAAAAGGGGUACCUGUUUUUCGCAAUUGGCAUCUUCUUUGUAUUCUGGGGCACAUUCUUUCCUUUUUACUAUAUGGCCUCCUUUGCAACAUCGCAACUGGACAAGCCCCUGGCAUAUUCGGAUGCGCUGAAUCUUUUACUUGUCGUCAACGGCGUGGGAGUCAUCGGGCGAUCGCUUCCCAACGCCAUCGCACAUCACUUUGGAAGCAUUACUUGCAUUAUACCCGCCUCGUUUAUCUCUGCUGUCUGCCUCUUUUCAUGGACUGGGGUAUCCACGGUCGGAGGGCUGUACGCUUGGGCUAGUGUCUACGGCCUGCUUGCUGGUGCUUGGCGUCCGGAUGGGUAUGAUAUGCACAACUAA
Fusarium graminearum PH-1 is the source of this 909-nucleotide messenger RNA. RefSeq lists its product as uncharacterized. Gene Ontology annotation, biological process: transmembrane transport. Gene Ontology annotation, molecular function: transmembrane transporter activity. Lineage: Eukaryota; Fungi; Ascomycota; Sordariomycetes; Hypocreales; Nectriaceae. The record is from RefSeq and is a predicted model, not a curated record. The coding region runs from base 1 to 909 and encodes 302 amino acids. Gene Ontology annotation, cellular component: fungal-type vacuole membrane. The transcript has 4 exons.